Molecule: messenger RNA, 3848 nt
Organism: Stegostoma tigrinum
Lineage: Eukaryota; Metazoa; Chordata; Chondrichthyes; Orectolobiformes; Stegostomatidae
Gene: lclat1
Product: lysocardiolipin acyltransferase 1
Exons: 2
Coding region: 1-759 (252 amino acids)
Cellular component (GO): endomembrane system
Molecular function (GO): acyltransferase activity
Source: RefSeq, a predicted model, not a curated record
AUGCUAAAUCUCUGUCCAUCUAUUCCACAGAUUACCGCGCUCUCGGGCUGUAAUCUCGAUGCUAUCCAUGAUGUGACAGUGGCCUACCCUUACAACAUCCCGCAGUCUGAGAGGGACCUAUUCACUGGCAACUUCCCCAGAGAGAUUCACUUCCACAUCCGGCGUUACCCAGCAGACCAGCUGCCCACCUCCAUUGAUGGCCUGAAGGAGUGGUGCUGCCUGCGCUGGUUUGAGAAGGAAAAAUUACUGCGUGCUUACUACCAGGGCAGCCAUUCAUUCAGCGACCUGAUUCCGACUUCCAGCCCAGUCCCAGAGCAAAGCCCCGUCCAGGAGGAGAGCCCAGUCCAGGAGCAGAGUCCAAGUCGGCAUGAGGUUCCCAGGAAAGUUCCCAUCUGGGGCAGGGGCUACGUUCAGAGCAAGGGCCAAAGUCGGGUUUUACUCCACAGCUCAGCUCUGAGCUGGAGUCGCAGGCAGGAGCAGGUCAGCGGGGCACAGCUUCGUGCACCCCUGCCUCCCUGCAAGUCCAGGGGUCGGGUCUUCCUCAUCAAGUUCUUCUCUAUCAUCUACUGGACUUUUUUUGUGAUUGGCAUCUUUGUGCUCAUCUGGUCGUACACCCUGGCACGGUGGUACUUUGCCAGUGUGGCGAUCUUCUUCAUAGCACAGGAGAAGAUUGCUGGGGGCUGUGAGAUCAUGGAGGUAGCUCUGCACAAUCGUAAACCCUCCCAGCGAUGGAAACAGAGCUGCAACCAUCGAGAAUGACACAGACAAAACCCUCUCCGUCUGGCUCAUCCUAAGGAUUCUCCCAUUGAUCCAGCCAAUGACAGGGCAUUUCCAUCACAGAGACAGAAGAAAAGAUGGACACAGCUGGUGCAGAUCGUUAGAUCUCUGAGAAGUCCAGGUCUGGUGUUGCACAGCGUUUCGGCCUGCUUUCAAACAUAGGCUGAUCGGCACUGUGCCAGGAGCUGACUGGUUGGUAGCUGCCUCGUUUCAUACAUCCUCAGCAGGAACCCGUGUCAUCCACAUCUUCGCCCAACCACUGGGUGAGACUCAGGGUCAUUCAGUCAUUAGGAAGGCAAUAAUAUUCCUGUACUACACUGAAUAUGUCAGUGUCAGUGGUACCCGUCCGCCAGUGAGAGUCAGUGUGUGUGUGCGACUGUACCCCAGUGAGAGUCAGUGUGUGUGUGGGACUGUACCCCAGUGAGAGUCAGUGUGUGUGGGACCGUACUCCAGUGAGAGUCAGUGUGUGUGUGGGAGUGUACCCCAGUGAGAGUCAGUGUGUGUGGGACCGUACUCCAGUGAGAGUCAGUGUGUGUGUGGGACUGUACCCCAGUGAGAGUCAGUGUGUGUGUGGGACUGUAUCCCAGUGAGAGUCAGUGUGUGUGGGAGUGUACCCCAGUGAGAGUCAGUGUGUGUGGGACCGUACUCCAGUGAGAGUCAGUGUGUGUGUGGGACUGUACCCCAGUGAGAGUCAGUGUGUGUGUGGGACUGUACCCCAGUGAGAGUCAGUGUGUGUGUGGGACUGUACCCCAGUGAGAGUCAGUGUGUGUGUGGGACUGUACCCCAGUGAGAGUCAGUGUGUGUGUGGGACCGUACCCCAGUGAGAGUCAGUGUGUGUGUGGGACUGUAUCCCAGUGAGAGUCAGUGUGUGUGGGAGUGUACCCCAGUGAGAGUCAGUGUGUGUGGGACCGUACUCCAGUGAGAGUCAGUGUGUGUGUGGGACUGUACCCCAGUGAGAGUCAGUGUGUGUGUGGGACUGUACCCCAGUGAGAGUCAGUGUGUGUGGGACCGUACUCCAGUGAGAGUCAGUGUGUGUGUGGGAGUGUACCCCAGUGACAGUCAGUGUGUGUGUGGGAGUGUACCCCAGUGAGAGUCAGUGUGUGUGUGGGACUGUAUCCCAGUGAGAGUCAGUGUGUGUGUGGGACUGUACUCCAGUGAGAGUCAGUGUGUGUGUGGGACUGUACCCCAGUGACAGUCAGUGUGUGUGGGAGUGUACCCCAGUGAGAGUCAGUGUCUGUGUGGGACUGUACCCCAGUGAGAGUCAGUGUGUGUGGGACUGUACCCCAGUGAGAGUCAGUGUGUGUGUGGGAGUGUACCCCAGUGAGAGUCAGUGUGUGUGUGUGUGGGAGUGUACCCCAGUGAGAGUCAGUGUGUGUGUGGGACUGUACCCCAGUGAGAGUCAGCGUGUGUGUGUGUGGGAGUGUACCCCAGUGAGAGUCAGUGUGUGUGUGGGACUGUACCCCAGUGAGAGUCAGUGUGUGUGUGGGACUGUACCCCAGUGAGAGUCAGUGUGUGUGUGUGGGAGUGUACCCCAGUGAGAGUCAGCGUGUGUGUGUGGGAGUGUACCCCAGUGAGAGUCAGUGUGUGUGUGGGAGUGUACCCCAGCAAGAGUCAGUGUGUGUGUGGGGCCCCAUACCCCCAUGAGAGUCAGUGUGUGUAUCUGGGACUGUACCCCGGUGAGAGUCAGUGUGUGUGUGUGUGGGACUGUACCCCAGUGAGAGUCAGUGUGUGUGUGGGACUGUACCCCAGUGAGAGUCAGUGUGUGUGGGACGUACCCCAGUGAGAGUCAGUGUGUGUGUGGGAGUGUACCCCAGUGAGUGUGUGUGUGUGUGUGGGAGUGUACCCCAGUGAGAGUCAGUCUGUGUGGGACUGUACCCCAGUGAGAGUCAGUGUGUGUGUGUGGGACUGUACCCCAGUGAGAGUCAGUGUGUGUGUGGGACUGUACGCCAGUGAGAGUCAGUGUGUGUGUUUGGGAGUGUACCCCAGUGAGAGUCAGUGUGUGUGUGUGUGUGUGUGUGUGUGUGUGUGUGUGUGUGUGUGGGAGUGUACCCCAGUGAGAGUCAGUGUGUGUGUGGGAGUGUACCCCAGCAAGAGUCAGUGUGUGUGUGGGGCCCCAUACCCCCAUGAGAGUCAGUGUGUGUAUCUGGGACUGUACCCCGGUGAGAGUCAGUGUGUGUGUGUGUGGGACUGUACCCCAGUGAGAGUCAGUGUGUGUGUGGGACUGUACCCCAGUGAGAGUCAGUGUGUGUGGGACGUACCCCAGUGAGAGUCAGUGUGUGUGUGGGAGUGUACCCCAGUGAGUGUGUGUGUGUGUGUGUGGGAGUGUACCCCAGUGAGAGUCAGUCUGUGUGGGACUGUCCCCCAGUGAGAGUCAGUGUGUGUGUGUGGGACUGUACCCCAGUGAGAGUCAGUGUGUGUGUGGGACUGUACGCCAGUGAGAGUCAGUGUGUGUGUUUGGGAGUGUACCCCAGUGAGAGUCAGUGUGUGUGUGUGUGUGUGUGUGUGUGUGUGUGUGGGACUGUACCCCAGUGAGAGUCAGUGUGUGCGUGUGGGACUGUACCCCAGUGAGAGUCAGUGUGUGUGGGACUGUACCCCAGUGAGAGUCAGUGUGUCGGUGAGACUGUACCCCAGUGAGAGUCAGUGUGUGUGUGGGAAUGUAUCCCAGUUAGAGUCAGUGUGUGUGUGGGACUGUACCCCAGUGAGAGUCAGUGUGUGUGUGGGACUCUACCCCAGUGAGAGUCAGUGUGUGUGGGACUGUACCCCAGUGAGAGUCAGUAUGUGUGUGUGUGGGAGCUGAAUCCAUGGAAACAUGGCCUUUAAUCUCAGCCUUUAACUGUCAAUUCUUGUGAAGGAGUGAAAAUUAUUGCCUGCUAAUGUAAUUGGGAAAACUGUCCAUUUGUAUUUUCAUGUUUGGAAGAGAUUCACUGGAGUGUUUUUAAAACUCCAUUGCCCUAAAUCUUUGUGUCGUGUCAUCAGUCGUUGUCCUGGGUGUAACCCGUCUACCGUCUACAUUGAACACUAUCUCUCUUUUUAAGCGAAAUUCUGAUGCUAAUAAAUUUAUUUUAGCUCUU